UCGGAUCGCUGGCACCACUACACAAGUCGGUCGGCGGCCCAGGGCGACGAGUCGAGGAGGCGUGCCCCAUCCUCGCGAUCUCCAGGAGCGCGGGAGAGGAAGGACUUGGCUUCGGUCACUCCGGGAAGGGCGGCGGCGCGGGUUCCGCGCGUCUGGGUUGCAAUCCGGGCUGCCGGAGGCUGCCCCAAGGCUGUGCGCAGCAUGCCUUCGCAAGAGUACGCCUACGACCCCACCUUAAAACGCGUCGUCUCCCAGGACAGGGUGGACAAGCAGAGGGACUGGCUCACGGCGACGACCGAGGGCCUGAGCCGCGCCGGCGCCGACGCCCUCGACGCCGCGGGCCAGUCGAUCAACCUCGCGCCGGCCGCGCACCGGCGCCACGAGUCGACGCCCGAGGUCCACGCCGACGACGAGGUCGAGGAGGACGACUACGCGCCCCUCUUCCCCGCGACGACGCAGGCGCUGGACGAGGCCGUCGUCGCGGUCGGCGACCGCGCGGCGCGGACGCGGCGCUGGCUCUUUCCCCCGAAGAAGCUCGACGAGCCGCCGCCGCCGCCCCAGUUAAAGCACGCGCAGCCGGCGUGGUGGCCGCCCUCGUCGCCGCGCGGGCUCCACGCCGCCGAGGCGCCCUCACCAGACCAGUCGUGGUGGUGGGAGCGGCGGGGCCUCGCCUAG
Molecule: messenger RNA, 675 nt
Organism: Pelagomonas calceolata
Lineage: Eukaryota; Pelagophyceae; Pelagomonadales; Pelagomonadaceae
Source: the annotation of a GenBank genome assembly